AUGAACGGCUGUAGACACACACUUGGAAACUCAGUGUGUUUUAUUCUAAUGUCUUUGGCUCAGCGGGUUCUUCUCACCUGGAUCUUCACGCUCAUCUUCCUCAUCCUGCUGGUUCUCAAGCUGGAUGGGAAGGUGAAAUGGAGCUGGUUCAUUAUCUUUCUGCCCGUCUGGAUCUUUGACAGCGUGCUGCUGCUGAUGUUGGGUGUAAAAGUGGCCGGUCGGUGUCGGACGGGUCAUGACCCGCGACUGAAGCUCUGGUAUCUGCUGGCUUUAAUGAUGAAGGUUGGAUUCUGUCUGACUCUGUGCGCGCGCCUUGAACACAUGACAAACCUGCGGCUCGUCUUCAUAUGUGUGCCUUUAUGGACGCUCCUGACGGGAGCCAUGAUCGAGCUGGGCUACAACAUCCUCCCACAACACACACACUGAUAUACACACACACAUUUGAUUGAGCUGGGAUACAACAUCCUCCCACAACAUUCACACUGACACCCAACACAGACACACAACAUACACUUGAUCAAGCUGGGCUACAACAUCCUCCCACAACACACCUGAUUGAGCUGGGCUACAACAUCCUCCCACAACAGAUACACACACGUGUGAUUGAGUUGGGCUACAACAUCAUCCUGCCUAAGACACUGCAGACACAUAAUAGCCUCAGAUUGUUUUUUCAACAUUUUAACCAUCUCAUUUUCAUUGGAUUAGAAAAUAGCAAAAUGAAAAAAAAUGAUUAACUCUUUAAAGCAUUCGUUUUUCAAAGCUUUGAUUGUGUUUACGUUGUGCAAUAUAAUGUGUUCAUGUUUCAUGUGUGGAAAACCGCAGUAUCAAAAACUC
This is a messenger RNA of Paramisgurnus dabryanus, 834 nucleotides long. The record is from RefSeq and is a predicted model, not a curated record. Lineage: Eukaryota; Metazoa; Chordata; Actinopteri; Cypriniformes; Cobitidae.